This is a messenger RNA of Meloidogyne enterolobii, 2041 nucleotides long. NCBI's taxonomy places the organism in Eukaryota, Metazoa, Nematoda, Chromadorea, Rhabditida, Meloidogynidae. The record is from the annotation of a GenBank genome assembly.
UUCAGAAAUUAAAAAAAAUUUUACUUUAAAAAUGGCUGCAACUGAUGGUAAACAAGAAAUUCAACAACAAGAAGAAGUACUUCAACUUUUAGAUCCCCAAAUUCAAAAUUAUUUUAAAAAAGGAUUGGGACAUACUCAACUAACUUCUGUGCAGGUUUUUUUAUUUUAUAAAAAAUUUUUUUCCCCAAAGAAAUGUACAAUCGAAAAAAUGCUUUCAAAUUUUGAUUGUAUUGUUCAAUCACCUACAGGUUCUGGUAAAAGUUUGGCUUUUAUAUUACCUAUGAUGCAUAUUUUGCUUAAAAAGAAGGAAAAGAUUGAACAAAGCAAAGAAGCCCCAUGCAAAAUUAUUGGUCUAAUUAUUGUUCCCAGCAGAGAAUUAGUUAAUCAAAUAUUUCAAUUAUGUAAACCAAUAUGUUCACAACUUGAAUUUAAAAUAAUUCGUUUAUUUGGUUCGAGUGGAGCACGAAAAAAGAGAAUGAAAGUUGACGUUGAUUAUUUUAAAGGAAAUUGCCAGCACAAUCAAUUAAAGGAAUAUUUAAAAUUUUUGGAAGUUUUGAUAAUUGAUGAAGCAGACAAAUUUAAGGAUCAAGAUACAAGAAAAAGCAUUUGUUCAGUACUCUCUAUUUUGCCAAAACAGCGACGUUCUGCUCUUUUUUCUGCUACAGAAAUGGCCGACAAAUUCGAAACAAAAGUUAACGAAUUAGCUCGUUUUGGACUUAGAAAUCCGUUAAAAUUAACUAUAGGUUCAGAUAAUAUAAUACAAAUGAAUAAAGAUGAAAAAGGAGAAGAAGAUAAUCAAGAGGAAGAAAAGAAGGAAAUAAAGCAAGAAGACGGUUCAAUUGUUACACCAAAAGAAUUAAUCAAUUACUAUGCGUGUGUCCCAGCAGAAUUCAAAUUUUUGGCUUUGAUCAAAUUUUUAAAAUCCCAACAUAACGAAAAGAUACUUGUAUUCUGUUCAAAUUCAGCACAAUGUGAAUAUUUUGGAAUAAUUGCACGUUCACUUUUAGAAGAUGAUGAAAGAGUUGUAAUGGAAAUGCAUAGAAAAAUGGAAGGAAAAAGACAAAAAGUGUUAGACGUAUUUCGCAGUACAAAAAGAGCAAUAUUAUUCUCAACAGAUGUUUUAGCACGUGGAAUUGAUGUAUUAGACAUUGACUGGGUAUUACAAUACGAUUUUCCAAAAUUAUCAAAACUUUAUGUUCAUCGAAGUGGAAGAGCCGGAAGAAUGGGAAGAAUUGGGAAAUCUUUAAUAUUAUUAACUAAUGAAGAAUCUGCUUAUAUUCAAUUUUUAGAAAAUCAAGAAAAAGUUGUUUUGGAAGAAAGUGAAUUUGGAGGUUUAACUGAAGAGAAAGCACUCAAAAUUAAAGAAAAGAUACAACAAAUGGCUAGUGAAGACAGAAAAUUUCUCGAGCUUGGAACUGCUGCAUUUGUUUCAUUCAUCGAAGCAUACAACAGACACGACACCCAAAUUGUUUGUAAAGUUAAAGAUUUGGAUAUUGUUGGUUUAGCAAAUUCUUUUGGCCUUAUACGCUUUCCAAAAAUUCGUGAAUUGGCUGGACGACAAGAUUUAAUUGCAAAAUUUCAGUCAAGAUUAGAUAUAAAAAUUAAUGAAAUAAAAUAUAAAGAUGAUAAAUUAGAAAUGAAGAGAUUAGAAAUGGAAGAAAAAAAUAAAAAGAGAAUGGAAAAACAUGAAAGAAGAAAAAUGAGAAGAAUGGCUGCAAAUGAUGGGGGAGGACAAACAAAGCAGCAAAAGUUUAAAAGUGGAAAAAUGAUAAAAGGAAAAAUGACAAGUAUGGAAGAGCUUAAUAAUACAAACAAUGAAGAUGAAGAAGAUGAAGACGAUCAAUCAAGCGUAGAAGAUAAUAACAACAACAAGCAAAAUGGAGGAGGAAAAUCAUCAGGAAAACCAACAUCAAAUAAAAGGAAGAGAAAACAACCAGAAUGGGAACAAUUACAAAAAGGCGAAAAAUUGCUUAAAAAGUUUAAAAAAGGAAAAAUAACAAAAACAGAAUUGGAAGAGGAAAUGGAUGAAGCUUUUGAUUAA